AGAAACAGUGGUAGUGAGCUGUCUGCGUGCAUUGUAAGUUGUGAUAAUCGUUCAUCUGUAACACGGUGCCUAGCUGCCAUGUCACCCAAAGGAAGCACGAGGGCUGGGAUACUGUCAGGUUGCUCGAACCCAGACAGGGGAAGUCGAGAGGCAGAGGUCGAUUUCGAACCACAGAACUUCCAGUCAAUCAUAAGGUUGACGGAAACUCGGGUACUGUGCCUACCUGAUGAGCCCCAAGAAGGGCGAAACCGUUCGUGGGGUGUAGAAGAGUUUUCAGCAACCUUCUUGAAUUCAUGUGCCUGUGUGGAGCAACUCUUGAAGCAGGGUCUACUCAGACUGAAGGGUGAGAAGGGUGAUCGUGGAGAGCCGGGACCGCCUGGUCCCCAAGGGCCUCCUGGUACCUGCCCUGCUACUUGUGAGCCUCCUGCCGUUCAACCGACAAUCAUACAG
This is a messenger RNA of Opisthorchis viverrini, 450 nucleotides long. RefSeq lists its product as hypothetical. NCBI's taxonomy places the organism in Eukaryota, Metazoa, Platyhelminthes, Trematoda, Opisthorchiida, Opisthorchiidae. The record is from RefSeq and is a predicted model, not a curated record. The transcript has 6 exons. The annotation marks the transcript as partial.